CUCAUGGAUCGUAUAUGCGUGUAGGCUACGUCAAGGAUUGCUGUAACGAGCAAUUGAAUCCGAAUGUCAUUGCAUUAUUUCGUCAUUAUCAGCUGUAGAAUCGCGCUCAUGAGCGGUGGAACGUGAAGAUAACAGAUUUUAACGUAUAAAAUUAAAUAGCCUGACCUGCGUAGUGACACACUGAAGUCUGUAGUGUUAACAAAUUACACACCAACCCAUAUUCACGUUACACUGUUGACAAAGAUUCAUAAAUCUUCGCUUCAUUUUGGACCUACCUUAGCCCAGCCAUACCAUGGCGUUCACUUCACACUUCAUUUUGUGCUCUGUGUUAUUUAUCUUUUCGUUAGACAAGUCGUGGACAUUUGAUUCAGUGCUGAUUGACCUAUCAAAGUACCUGCAGCCAAACCACGUCAUGGACAGUGACUUCUUCAGUGAUCCAUCGUCGUGUUAUAGGCCCUGUGAAGAUGGGGCCCCUCCCAAGACAUGCUACUACAAGUGGACAGUCAAUAAUUACAAGACAAUGGGGCCAACUUGCAGAAACUGCCCGAAUAACGCGACAGACUGUUUCCGGCAAUACUGCAUUACGGCUGACGGGUACGAACGUGGGAUUACUGCAGUAAAUCAGCAACUCCCGGGACCAUCGAUACAGGCGUGCUAUGGAGACAGAAUUAUUGUGGAUGUAAUGAAUAGUCUGAUGGGACAGUCUACAACCAUCCACUGGCACGGCACACGUCAGAUAGGCUCACCACACAUGGAUGGGGUACCUAUGAUAACGCAGUGCCCAAUUCUCGAAAUGACCACAUUUCGAUAUGAUUUCAGAGCUACCACCUCCGGAACGUUAUAUUGGCAUUCACACGAUGUUCAAGAGUUGGCUAUACUGAUGUUGCAGGUUAUUAAGAUUAAUGGUGACCGCAGAGAUCGAACCCGGUACUUCUUGAACGGAACUUGCAGAAACUGCCCGAAUAACGCGACAGACUGUUUCCGGCAAUACUGCAUUACGGCUGACGGGUACGAACGUGGGAUUACUGCAGUAAAUCAGCAACUCCCGGGACCAUCGAUACAGGCGUGCUAUGGAGACAGAAUUAUUGUGGAUGUAAUGAAUAGUCUGAUGGGACAGUCUACAACCAUCCACUGGCACGGCACACGUCAGAUAGGCUCACCACACAUGGAUGGGGUACCUAUGAUAACGCAGUGCCCAAUUCUCGAAAUGACCACAUUUCGAUAUGAUUUCAGAGCUACCACCUCCGGAACGUUAUAUUGGCAUUCACACGAUGGUCUCCAGAAGCAAGACGGGGUACAGGGGGCCAUGGUAAUUCGUACACCCACGUCUCUGGACCCAAACAGUCACCUGUAUGAUUUCGAUUUGGCGUCACACGUCAUUUUCAUCAGUGACUGGAUGCAGUCACCGGCUGGAAACCAUUUCCCUGGUCUUAGAACUCACGACACGUUCCAGAAACCCGACUCCAUAUUAUUAAAUGGCAGAGGACGGAGAACCACGACUGACGAAUUUUCUUCGGAAAAUCUGUACAACGUCUUCCGAGUGACGCAUGGUAAGAAGUACCGAUUUCGACUCGUUGGUGGGAUCUGUACCUCGUGUCCUUACAAGUUCAGCGUGGGACAUCACACAUUGCUCGUCAUCGCAGUGGACGGAAAUCCAGUCGAACCCGUUCGCGUCAACUCGAUAGAUAUCUACCCUGGAGAAAGGUAUGAUUUCGUUCUGGACGCUUCAGAACACGUGAUAAGUUCCUGGAUACAUGUAAAAACCAUCGGAAAUUGUGACGAUAUUCAGAUCUACGCUCUAGGGCUGCUUAGGUACAACGGGGACAUGCUUAUGAUGCCCAUCAACCCGGGAUACGCGGGUUAUCCCAGCGGUAAGGUUAUGAAUGCUUACAAUGGGGCCUGUGACAAUACAGACCAGGGUGUGUGCAUUGUUCACCUGGUGGGAUUGGAUCCUGUGCCUUACAGAAUCACAUCCUGCGAACCUGACUUUUCCUUCAAACUGGUUUUCGGAUUCCAAACUUUCUCUCUCGAUGAUCUAUCACGGCCGCGAAAUUACGUCCGCUACUUCGAGCCAUUAAGCAACGCGUACUUAGCCGGCGUGGUGAAUAACAUAAGCUUCGAGAUGCCACCGUCGCCGCUCCUGACCCAAGCAGAUGACGUCCUGAGAAGCGUUCUGUGUCCCACAGGACCUGGCAGAACGCCGGGAUGCCCCGGUUCCCAGGACUACUGUGAAUGCGUUCACGUGAUUAAGAUACCCCUAGGAUCGGUCGUCCAGUUUCUUCUCAUCGAUAACGGUACUGGAAGUAUCAACCACCCGUUUCACAUGCACGGAUAUUCCUUCAAUGUCAUUGCAAUGGGGAGAUUUAAGAGAGGAGAGGACGAUACAAGUAUAAUUAGAGAUUUGCGCCGUGGGGCCUUAAAACAUUCAAACUUCCCAGUGUACAAGGACACAAUAGCUGUACCCAGUAUGGGAUAUACAGUGAUAAGGAUCCUGGCCGAUAACCCAGGUUUCUGGUUCUUCCACUGUCACGUGUUGUACCACGCCGAAACCGGGAUGGCUGUCGUACUUCAAGUGGGAGAAGACAGACAAAUACCUAGGCCCCCAGCGGGGUUCCCAAAAUGUGGGGACUUUGUUCCUCCCGUAUACAGCGACAAUACACAACACCGGAAAACCUCUGUUUAUAACACUGGUUAAACAAUUCAUGUAAAGGGGUGGGUUUAUCAUUAACCUAUCCAAAACAAUUUUAAAUUAAAAUAUACAUAACUACUCCUUCACCUACUGAUUUGUGUCGGUAUACAACUUUUCAUCCUGAAUAGAAGUGCCUGAGAAGAAUUUUUCGACCUGGAACGGAUUAAGAAAUAUUAGGAUGGAGGAAACUGUUCUAUUAGCAGCUUCAUAAUUUGUAAUACACAACAGAUAUUACUGUAAUGAUAUGACGUAAGGGGAUGGGUAGAACAUGAAGCAUGAAAAUUCCAACGAAAUCAGAUCUGGAAAUCACGAACACAAAAUGUUAACAAUUUACAAUUACAUAAAAUCAUGUUGUGUAUAGAAUUAAUUGCAGAAUAAACUGUGAAUGCCAUCUUGUUGCUAAAAAUAUUAUAUUGAACAAGUGUGGGAGAAGAAUGAAUUUCUGCUGUAGGAACUGAGUAAAAUAUAGGCCUGUGCACUAUUUUGUAUGACAAACAGAAUCACGUCUAUCAGCUAAGUAUGUGUGAAUUAUUUCCACAUUGGAAGAUUAUUUGUCUUCUCGGUUGUAACCUCUGAAACGUCGGCAGACUUCUACCAGACUAUACAGCGCUACAGCCCAGAAGACGGUCACCUUCGAAAUCACCGCCGUGAAAACCUCAAAUCCAGAUUUUCUCUUCGCUUGUCCUAACAGAGUUUUCGUAAUUAGGUGAGGAUACUGACAGUGAAUUAGAAAUGCCAGGAAUUUUGUGGUUUCCACUGAAAACUGGAGGAGUGGAAGAAUCGAAAGAAGAUUACCUGGCAACCCAAUUACGUCUCAGUGCAACAGUGAUUUGGCUUCAUCACCAAUGCUGUUUGGUCCCAGAAGACAAUUAGACCAGUUCGGAAAUCUUUUGCAAUCGUUAGACGUAUAUUUUGUAUAAUAUUCAGGACCAACAUUAAGAAAUAUAAUUAUUUCUUAAGAAUAAAAUAUCUUAGGGCGCCAUAUUAAAUUCAUUCAUGUGGGAGAAUAUCAUUAGAA
Zootermopsis nevadensis is the source of this 3707-nucleotide messenger RNA. Lineage: Eukaryota; Metazoa; Arthropoda; Insecta; Blattodea; Termopsidae. The record is from RefSeq and is a predicted model, not a curated record.